AUGACAACUGAUCAAAAGCAUUCAUCGGAUGGUACACUUAACGAGCCAGAAGAUACCAGACGUAUAGAAAAAAUUGCUAAGUUAUUUGGAUUAGACGAGCAGAAUAUAGAAGUAUAUAAAGCGCUUUUUGGACAGAUUUGGGAGCUCGAAAAAAAAUUGGAAGAUUAUUAUUCCAAAUAUGAAAAGCUUAAAAGGAGGGUCAAUUUAUUGAAAGCUGAAAUAGAAGAUUUGGACGAAUAUGUAGAUAAAGAAACUUUAGUCGACUUAAUACAAAAAAUGGUUCCAUCACUAAUUAUUAGAAAAUAUAAGAAGAGAGGUUUGCUUUGUGAGCCCCUAAAUAGAUCUGACUCUAGUUUAUCUGACUCUAGUUCAUCCGAAGAUUCUGAAAUGUUUAGAAAAAUAUAUAAUGAGUUAAUAUUUUCAUUAAAUAAACAAAUGGAUGGUUUCUUGGAGGACCACGUAAAUGAACCAUUGUCACAUCAUCCUAUAAAGAAAUUUAGAAGGAGGAAGUCUGGAAGACCAGGCACAAUUGUUAAAAUCUCAUCCAAUCAAUACUAG
Racocetra persica is the source of this 558-nucleotide messenger RNA. The record is from the annotation of a GenBank genome assembly. Lineage: Eukaryota; Fungi; Glomeromycota; Glomeromycetes; Diversisporales; Gigasporaceae.